Messenger RNA from Lolium perenne, 875 nucleotides. RefSeq lists its product as uncharacterized. The record is from RefSeq and is a predicted model, not a curated record. NCBI's taxonomy places the organism in Eukaryota, Viridiplantae, Streptophyta, Magnoliopsida, Poales, Poaceae. Gene Ontology annotation, cellular component: BRCA1-BARD1 complex; BRCA1-A complex. Gene Ontology annotation, molecular function: protein binding; ubiquitin-protein transferase activity. Gene Ontology annotation, biological process: protein K6-linked ubiquitination.
CCAUACAGCAAAGAUGGACCGGGGAAAUUCACCGCAUCAUCGUGUCCAGCAACUAGGAGCAGCAAAGCACGAAGCCGCCGCCGCCGCCGCCGCCGUACGCAGGGAAACAAGCAGCAACACUGAGCGCAGCCGGCCGUACCGCGACGCCAACUCCCCUCUUCCUCCCAGCUGAACCAGCUUCUCGCGCACUCGACGAUGGGCGUCGAAUCGGCACACCCAACCCCCGCCGCCGCCGCCACCGCCGAGCAGGCCCAGGAUCUCAUCGACGCCGCGAGGUACGACGAGCUGGAAGACGUCGUUGCCCUGUUCUCCGCCGGAGUUUCCCUGGACUCGGCAGAUUCGCAAGGGCGGACGGCUCUUCAUAUGGCUUCUGCCAAUGGACAUCUUGCUGUGGUGGACUACUUGAUUCAAAAUGGUGCGAAUGUUAAUUCUACAAACUUGGAAAAGAACACGCCUCUCCACUGGGCAUGCCUCAAUGGACAUAUAGAGGUAAUCAAAGCUUUGAUAUGUGCUGGGGCUAUUGUAAGUGCACUGAACAGCCAUGAGAAAACCCCUAUGGACGAAGCAGUGACCCUUGGAAAGAUGGAAGUGAUCGAUGCAAUUGGUGCAGCAGUAGCUCAAGCAGAGCUCGAUGGCGUUACUGUCUCCUAAACAGUCACUUAGGAGGCUGAUAUAAGCUAGUAUCUGGGGCACUAGAACAUGAGUUACCUAUAUCAUCUGUUUGGGCCAUCGCCUGCUAGUGUUAAAUGGCAUAAAAUCUGGCUGUAGGUGCAGCAGAUCACAUGUAGUGUCUUGUUCUAUAAGAUUGCAACUCUCUUGUUUGUAACUUGUAAGGCCAUCGACAUCUGCUGAGCUAAUUCUUUCUUGUUGAAUCA